GGGGAGGCGGCGGCCGCCAUCAUGCGCGCGCCGGCGGGGCUGCUGCGGCUGCUGGCGGCGCGGGGGUGCGCGAGGCCGCCACGCCGCUGCCUAGGCGCCAUGGCCCGCUACGGCACGGAGCAGCGGGGGCAGCCCCACUCGGCCGAUUACCGCCUCUACUUUAAGAAUCCAGAGGGUAAAUAUAUUUCUCCAUUUCAUGACAUCCCACUGUUUGCUGGAUCUAAAGAAGAUAAAGAGAUUCCAGCAAAGAGAUCAAAGACUACUGGAAGUGAGGUACUUUUUAAUAUGGUUGUGGAAGUACCUCGUUGGACAAAUGCAAAAAUGGAGAUUGCCACUGAGGAGCCGUUGAAUCCCAUUAAACAAGAUACAAAGAAAGGAAAGCUUCGAUAUGUGGCAAAUAUCUUUCCUCACAAGGGUUAUAUAUGGAAUUAUGGUGCCCUCCCUCAGACUUGGGAAGAUCCAAAUCAUACAGAUAAGAUUACAGGAUGUUGUGGGGAUAAUGAUCCUAUUGAUGUUUGUGAAAUAGGUUCAAAGGUUCGUUCAUCUGGUGAAAUUAUUCAAGUGAAGGUCCUGGGAGUUUUAGCUCUUAUUGAUGAAGGAGAGACAGAUUGGAAGAUAAUUGCUAUCAGUGUGGAUGACCCAGAAGCCCAGAAAAUCCAUGAUAUUGAUGAUGUCAAGAAGCACAAACCAGGCUACCUUGAGGCUACAAUUGACUGGUUCCGAUGUUAUAAGGUCCCGGAUGGAAAACCAGAAAAUCAGUUUGCUUUUAAUGGAGAAUUUAAAGACAAGGAUUUUGCUGUUGAAAUUAUUAAAUCUACCCAUGAAUACUGGAAAGCUUUACUUCAUAAAAAAGCUAAUGGAGGUGCUAUUAAAUGCACAAAUGUUCUGGUAGGUGGUAGCCCGUUUUGCUGCACUGAAGAGGAUGCCCGAUCAAUUGUGCAAUCGGCACCAGCACCAGUGAAUGGAGACUCUAUUUCCCCAGAAGUUGAUGAUGCCUGGUACUUUUCUCCCAAGUGAUCGUCAGUACGUGCUGAAGCCACAUCAUUCCUUAAAUCAUCCAUUUUUUUCUUUUCUUUGAAUUUUGAAGACACAUAGGCAAAUACAUUAAUUGCUGAAUUCCUGUUGAGACAACUUUUCAAAUUGUAUGAACUUUCUAUCAUGUAAAUAAACACUGACAAAGAUAUGUUCCCUUUCUAUGCCUGUCUUGUGCAGGGUGAAGGAGAAGGAAGAAGAGCGCUUGCUCAUUCUUGAGAUUUAAAACUCUGGCAUUCCUCUUUCCCAUUCCUCCCGAGAUGGAGAUAAGUUGUCUUCAACCUUUGUUCUCCAGAUUUUGGAAUAAUCCAGUCAUCAGGUGCAUAGGAGGCUGUGUUGAUUUGCAUAUUGGGGUUUGUCUGUCUACUGUGACUAAUCUUUCUCAGAAACAGUAAUCUGUAUGUUGUGAGCUUAGCAGUUUACCACAUGCUCAGAUAUGCAACUGAGCGAUGUUUCCUGAGGCAAAUUCUUUUUUGUGCCCGUGGGUCUCUGCAUAUUUCAUAGUUAUUGGUGUAACAUGUUUGCUUUUAUAAAGCAAAUAUAACUUCACUCCAAAAAGUAAUUCAAUUAGGAAGGGCUGAUGCCAUAACAACUGAAAUAAGGAUGCACGUGUGCUCUCUGCAGCACAUCCUGUUUUGGUAACUGCUUUGUUUCAUCACACAGGAAGGAUUUUCCUUAUGGAAUGUUUCCAUUUUUAGAAUUGUAUAUGCCUGAAGACUUCUGAUAGCCCCUCACACAGUGGGCCAAAGUUAAUAAAAUGUGUAAAAUUGAGCUUUGUGUUUUUCUGGUAAAAAUAUUUGCCAUGUUUUCUACUGUGGGAUUAUAUCAGAUCUAUCUGUACUGCCUAGUGUUUUCUUUUUUUAAGAAAAAAAAAAAAAAAAGGGCUGUUAAGUAGAGAGGAAAUGAUCGCACACGGACAGCUUUACCCAGCGUGUUACUGAGAGCAGAGGUGAGCGAAGUCCAGUUUGUACACAGCCCAUAACUAAGGCUUAAUAUUGUUGACACUUGACGGAAGUGGGAGACAGAAAACUGAAAAAUAUAGGUGGUGGGUUUUACCUAGAGGAUUAACUUUUCUUUACAAAGAAUGUUAUUAGUUAAAAAAAUUUCACCCUCUGGGUAUUAUUCUUUGAUGUUAGGAGUUAAUUUUCUGCUUUAGAAAGUUGCUUAAUAUAUAAACAGCAGUAAGGGGCCUCAGCACUUUGGAGUAGUCUGAGUUCUCCCAUCUGUAAGGGGUUAUGCAUUGUUUUAUACAUAGGGAUUAGGUGUACGGUGUGGGAUGGAAAAAUCUAACCUACAUAUCAGAUACUAAAAACUUAUUUUUUUAAAGUCUGGAGUUAUGUUACAUUCAACGCAUACUUACAAUAGUGCUUCUGCAUAUUUACAGAACUGUAAGAUAGUGUACAUUAUACCCACAGAUGUAAUGYCUUUUAAAAAAUUAUUCAUUGUUUAAAUAUUUUCCCUAGUGUCUUGGGUUCAUGUGCAGCCUCUCGGUAUGAAGUUACUUUGGUUAUUGUAGAGUCUAGCUAUUGUAGAGUACAGAACAGCUGCUACAUUUGCCUGUAUGGUGGUUAUAUCAAAGAGGUUUGCUGUUCCCUAAAGUUCUUUAGGGACAGUUGGACAAUGAAGGACACUGUGUUAAAUCAAAUUAUCUUUUCUAUACAUAGCUCACUUUCUUACUCUUUUGAGAUGUUUAAGGGAAAGACAAUAUAAGCAUAMAAAAAAACCCCAAAAAGCUGUUUACAGAUACCCAUGUUACACUGGGAAAAAUAGGUUAAACAGUCAAUCAYAGAAUCAUAGAAUGCUUAAGAUUGGAAGGGACCUCCAGAGAACAUCUAGUCCAACGCCCCUGCACACACAGGGUCAAUAGUAUGGUUUUGGUUUAAGUUGCUUCUUUUUACUGUAAAAAAUAACUGCUUUUUAAUUUAUAGCUACAUUAAUGAUGUGGGAUUAGGAAUUGAGAAAUAAAUAUUUAGAUCAAAUUA
This is a messenger RNA of Nothoprocta perdicaria, 3014 nucleotides long. RefSeq names its product pyrophosphatase (inorganic) 2 (gene PPA2). The transcript has 12 exons. The record is from RefSeq and is a predicted model, not a curated record. Gene Ontology annotation, cellular component: extracellular exosome; cytoplasm. Gene Ontology annotation, molecular function: inorganic diphosphate phosphatase activity; magnesium ion binding. Gene Ontology annotation, biological process: phosphate-containing compound metabolic process. Lineage: Eukaryota; Metazoa; Chordata; Aves; Tinamiformes; Tinamidae. The coding region runs from base 22 to 1017 and encodes 331 amino acids.